Lutzomyia longipalpis is the source of this 2834-nucleotide messenger RNA. Its product is annotated as WD repeat-containing protein 36. The coding region runs from base 89 to 2785 and encodes 898 amino acids. Gene Ontology annotation, biological process: rRNA processing. Gene Ontology annotation, molecular function: protein binding. Gene Ontology annotation, cellular component: small-subunit processome; Pwp2p-containing subcomplex of 90S preribosome. The record is from RefSeq and is a predicted model, not a curated record. The transcript has 2 exons. NCBI's taxonomy places the organism in Eukaryota, Metazoa, Arthropoda, Insecta, Diptera, Psychodidae.
UGUUUUUUUGAGGUUAUGUCUCUGCUGUGUUUUGAGAUAAGUUUUUGCUGUGCAAAAUCCCCAAAAAUCCUUGGAAAUUGUAGUUAAAAUGUCCGGGAGUGUUGUGUUUCGACGCAACCGUGCCCUUGGCUAUGUUGCCAAUCACAUUCCGGCCACGGUGAAGUAUAUGAAGGGGCGAAAAAUCAACAUAAUCGUCACAUGCAUCGGACGUUCCCUCCAUGCUUACGAGUGUAAACACUUCCGCCUCAUUUCCGUGGGCAGGAUCCAUCCGGAGGACAUUACGUGCAUCUCCUCCGACAACAGAUACGUCUAUUCGGCUAGUGCUGGGAAAAUCUUCGCUUGGCGUGCUGGGAAUCAGCUCUUUCACACGUACACGGGGCACGGUGGGAAUGUUCAUCUUCUCCUCCCCUUUGGGCAGCACCUUGUAGCUGUGGAUGAGGCAAAUGUGGUGCGAGUGUGGGAUAUUGAGGGUGAGAGUGUCUACCUGGAGAUUCCAUUUGCUGCUGAACCCUUCCGUAUCACAGCUGUCACCCAUCCGGCAACGUACAUCAAUAAAAUCCUCUUUGGCAGUGAACAGGGUCUCCUGCAGUUGUGGAAUAUCAAGAGUGGCAAGCUCAUACACACCUUCCAGUCGCUACAGAGUCGUGUGGUUGUGCUGGAACAAGCUCCAGCGGUGGAUGUUGUAGCUGUGGGUCUCCAGAAUGGCGACAUAAAGCUGCUGAAUCUCAAAUUCGAUGAGAUUCUCAUGGAAUUCCGGCAGGAUUGGGGUCCAGUCACGGGGAUUUCCUUCCGCACCGAUGGGCAUCCCAUUAUGAUAACCUCCAGCACCAAUGGCGAGGUUGUUUCGUGGGAUUUGGAGAAGAAGAAGAUUGUCAAUCAACUCACAGCCCACACGCAAUCCGUUGUGACGCUCAAAUGCCUCCCGAGUGAGCCCCUCUUUGUCUCCACAUCCCCGGAUAAUUCGCUGAAGAUGUGGAUUUUUGACAUGCCCGAUGGCGGAGCGCGGUUGUUGCGCUUCCGGGAAGGACAUGCCGCUCCACCGCUCUGUGUACGCUUCCACGGAGCGACAGGAGGGAAUAUUUUGUCUGCUGGGGAAGACUCCUCGCUGCGGGUGUUCAAUACAAUCACGGAGAAGAUAAAUAGAUCCCUGGGCAGGGCAAGUUACAACCGCAAAGCAGUCAAGAAGAAUCGGAAGUACGAGGAUGUUCAUCUCAUGGCUCCCAUUGUCCAGUUCACGAGUGAAGUGACGCGGGAGAAGGAAUGGGAUAGUAUUGCUGCCAUUCACUCAGGGCUGGAUCUCGUGACAACGUGGUCGUAUCACAGCUGCAAAAUGGGUGAGCUGAAGCUGCGUCCGAAGGCUCUGGAUGAGCAGCACCGGCAGCGUCUUCUGCAAGUCGAAGCCACGUGCAUCUGCUUGACAAAUUGCGGGAAUUUCGUCGUUGUUGGGUACUCCUCAGGCGACGUGCAGCGCUUCAAUGUUCAGUCAGGACUCCAUCGUGCCACAUACGGUGCCCCUGCGCAUGAAACUGCAGUCAGGGGCGUAGCUGUUGAUGCUCUCAAUCAGUACGUCAUCUCCGGCGGAAGUGAUGGAUCCGUCAAGUUCUGGAACUUCAAGACAAACUUAAACACCUCAAUUGGAAGGAUCCGGAUGGAGGAUGGGUUGACGAUGUUCCGGGCACAUCGGGAGAGUGGAAUGAUUUGCAUCCCGCUGGAGAAUUUCAUCCUCAACAUCCUGGAUUGUGAGACAAAGGUCGUCGUGAGGAAGUUUUCAGGGCAUCGUGGCCCAAUCACGGAUUGUUGCUUCAGCCCCGACAGCCGUUGGUUGAUUUCCGCCUCCCUCGAUGGAACCAUCAAAGUCUGGGACAUCCCAUCCGCGUACCUCAUUGAUCACUUUAAGCUGGAAGUUGCCUGUGUGUCACUGACAAUGUCCCCAACGGGAGACUUCCUCGCCACGGCGCAUAUUGAUCAUUUGGGGAUUUUUCUCUGGACAAAUAAAACUCUCUUCGAUCACGUCUCCCUCCGGGCACUCAAUCCCACCUCUGAAGCCCCUCCUGUUGACCUUCCGGCGGCAACAGAGGGCGCUGAUGUGGCUCAAUUGGAUGAGGAAUUCGCACGAGCACUGGAUUUGGGGGAGGAGAUCACAAUAACGUACGAGACACCCCAUCAGCUGGAUUCCUCCCUCAUUACAAUGUCCACAGCUACGAGCAAUCGAUGGCAGAACAUCUUCCAUUUGGACCUGCUGAAGAAGCGCGCGAAACCACGUGCCCCCGUGAAAAUGGAGAAGAAUGCUCCCUUCUUCCUGCCAACAAUCCCAGGAUUGGAGUUCAAAUUUGAUCUCAGUGCUGCUGCAAAUCCCUCCGAAGGCUCCAAAGUCAUCAUUCCGAAGGAUUUCAGCAAUUUCACAACCUUCGGGAAGAUCCUCAAUGACACCGCCGGCGGAAGUUUUCAGCCGGCCAUUGAGCAUAUUGUCAAACUUGGACCAUCAAUGGUGAACUUUGAGAUAAAAUCCCUCUCACCCGAUGCUGCGGGCAGCAUAGAACUCAUGCACCUCUUCCUGGCCAUGCUGCACGAGAUGCUGGAGUCGAAUGUUAACUUUGAACUCGCCCAAUCCUUCCUGGCGGUCUUCCUGCGCGAGCACGCCGACACUGUGACGCAAUCUGAACCCCUUCGCACCAUGCUGGACUCCCUGAUGGAAGCCCAAGAGCGUGGAUGGAGGAAAGUCGAGCAAAAACUUCUCUACGGACUCGGAGUUGUGGGCAUGUUGCGAAAUUACGCUUCACUGUAAAAUAAAAAAAAACUUCUCAAAGAAAAUAAAAAAAAAAUUAUCUCAUUAA